UUAACUCCCCUCCCCAUCACCACCACGUUACUUCUGUGCUCUGCCACCCCCACUACCACCUCCUCCUCCUCCCUAUCCUCACUCACCCGGCGAGAAGGCAUACGGCAGAGUUCUGUCCCCGUUUGCUCCUCAGCUGCAGCGGCACACGCGGGACAUCGUCUUCACGGGACAUCGUCUUCACGGGACAUCGUCUUCACUCGUGGCAGCUGUCGAUGGUCGUGGUCGUGGUGGUGACGGCGCUGUGUGUGUAUGUGGGCUUAUCCGCCCCAAAAUUCCACAUCUUCUGUGCUCCAGUCCAUGGCUUGCCGGGAAUUCCACAUCGUGCCGGAGCAAAACAGUUUUGUGUUCGAAUUGACGCGGAGCACUGAGGUUCAUUGUGCUUUGCAAAUGAAGCCGUGAAAUUCUCUGCUCCUUCACUGGAAGCGAGGGGCCUGGGAAAGAGGAAGCUGAAUCCUUGUUUGUGUGAGCGAAGCUGGGAGUCUUGAACAGCAGAAGAAUAAAAGGUGUCUGGAUCUGUCGAUUUUCAAAUCAACGAGAGAAUCUGCUCUAUAAAAUUACAAAUGAAUGGGAAAACAAUUGAUCUGAAAAGACUUUUGUCCCGAACGAGCUUCGUAUUUCAAGACAAAGGGCCUCUUGAGGACAGCAGCAACAAAGUGACGGCUGUCCCGUGCCAUGCCGUAGUAAUGGUGGAGAUAAAAACAAAGCUAUGUGUAUUCCACGAGUAAGCUGUAACCAGACCACCUACACCUCCGUGAGGAGGUGUACGUGAGCAGGGUGAAAUCUGAACCACUCGUAGCAUCAAACCAACACCAAGAAGGUCACUCGGAUCCAACCGCCGGCCGCAUUGCCACAAUAUUGCUUGUCGCCAUAACAGUGUCAACCACACGGUUGGGCCAUUGCGUCGUUAACCACGCUGUGAAACCAUUGGUGGCACCACCAUCACAGACGGCGUCAGCCGGAUUAAAGCACCGUCAGCGAUACCGUCACACCAUCAUGCCGUUGGUCAGAACAUCAUAUAAUUUUAUUACACCGUAAAAAACUGCCAGGUCCGUUACAGCAUCACGGUACCAAACACGUAGUCGCGUCAUCACACUUAAUUAAACCAUCAACCGAACCAUCAUCGAAUCGGUCAUAGCAUCGGGCCAACACCAUCAUCGGCCACGUCGUCGCGGCGCCAGUCAUGGGGGACAUACAGUUGGACAGGGACUUUGAAGAGGUGGUCACUGCACCGGAUCGUUCGCUGCCGGGGCCGGAGCGGCUACAGAGGGCUCGCAAGAAGCGCGCGGAGCAGCUGAAGCGCUGGGCCGAGUUCGACCGGCAGCACGGCAAGAAGGGGCGCGCCAAGAAGAAGCGGCUUCGCUCGAAAAGCCGCGCUGUCAACUUCCCGCCCAGCCUGAGGCUCCUGGAGGCCGUGAGCCGGAACGACGUAGAUGAAGUUACGACGCUGCUGUCGGACGGCGUGAGCCCGGACUCGUGCAACGAGGAGGGCCUCACUGCGCUGCACCAGGCGUGCCUGUGGGGCUGGGAGGACCUGGCCGGGCUGCUGCUGAGCCGCGGCGCUUCAGUAAACGCUCGCGACUCGGGGCUGUGGACGCCGCUGCACGCUGCAUGCGCGCAGGGGUUCACGGAGGUCGUGCGGCUUCUCGUGCCACGGGGCGCGGACCUCCUGGCGCUGAGCGAGGACGGGGAGACUCCGUUUGACGUGUGCGAUGACCACGAGACAAUCGCCUACCUGGAGGGCGAGAUGCGCCAGCGAGGCCUCACCGAAAAGGUGGUGGAGGACGCCCGGAAAGCCACGGAGGACUCCUUCAUCAGCGAGAUGACGCAGAGCGUCGCCGACCUCAACGCGCCCGACGAUCACGGCGUGGUGGUGCUGCACAUGGCGGUGGCGCACGGUUACGAACGUGCCGUGCGCGUGCUGCUGGAGGUCGGGGCCCGCUCGGACCUACCGGACGCAGACGGAUGGACGCCCCUGCACGCGGCUGCCUAUUGGGGCCAGGAAAACAUCGCAGAAAUCCUGGUGGCGUACGGGGCGCGGCUCGACACGGCGAAUAAGCACGGGCAGACGCCUGUCGAGAUGUGCGAGGACGUGGAGAUGCGGGCGCGGCUCGCGCGGCUCAAGGAGCGCGCCGAGCGGGGGCUGCUGGACGUGCGCAACCGCCGGGGGUUCCUGCCGCUCCACCGCAGCAGCCUGCGCGGCAGCAAGAGCAGCAAGCUGGUGCACAAGGGACGCACGGAGGAGAUGCAGAGCGAAGCCAUCGUGUGGCAGACGAUGGAGAAGCGGGACGACGCGGACGACGACGCCGAGGACUCCCGACCCGAGGACGGCAGGACGGCGUCUCGCAAUGCCCUGAACGGCAAUGGAAUAACGCACGGCGCGGGCGCGGAGCGAUUAUCAAAACAGGAAACUUCAGGUGGAGAAGCAGAUCCGACGGAGUCUACCGCCGCCUCCAAUCGCCCCGCCCCUGCAGGCGACGCUGCUCUCGCUGCUCCCGCUGCCGCCGCUUGGGGUGAACAAGAUUCGGACGCGAUGUGUGAGAGCGCUUCUGCGAGCGACACCCGCCCGUCGCCCGAGCCCGAGGCUGCGGACGAAAACUCUGCUGCGGACGACGACUGCAGCUCCGACGACGACGACGACGACGACGACGACGACAGCUCCGGUGCCGACGUCCAUUCGGUUAGCAGGGACCCGCAGGAAGUCGUCGUCCAGCAGCCUGUCGCGCAAGUCACCGCGGCGCCAGCCGCGGACAGCAAUGUUGAGGAUGCGCGUGGGACUGACCUGAGCAACGGAAAACCCAUCGAAUGCUCGGCGGUUUCGGCCGCUGUGAAGGGCGUCGCGGAAAGUGGCGAGCCGCCUGAUGAAAAUGCGAAGGCCGGAGCUGCUCCAUCGAGUCAGUUGGGGGGGCCUGGUGCGAGCGAAGAAAGUGACAAGCCGCCACCUGCAUGCACGAACGCGGCUGCUGCGUCAAACCCUCGCGGCGGCGGCGGCGGCGGCGACGAAGACGAAGAAGCGAACGCUGCCGAGCAGGGCGACAAGGCGCUGUGUUCGGAGAGAGCCACGGCGUCAACCCCUGCCGAGCGUUUGGCACAAAAGGAAAGCGGCACAGCCAGUGCGGUGAGCGCGGCGUUGGAACAGAACGGUGAAUCCAGUGAUGCCAUAAAUAGCGUAGACGUCAAUGGCGCUCGGAAAGCCGUGGACGCCGAUGCUGAAGAUAACGGCGUUGAUGAAAAACCUGCAUCUCCGCCGAAGGUUGGCUCGCUGCCGGGCGACGGAAUUUCGACGCACGGGGUGGAUAAUUCUGCCGACGCUAAUCCGCCACAGUCGUCGCCGUCAGACGAUGCCGCGAAGCCACAGGUCGCCACUCCGUCCAGCGCCGCCGCCACCACCACGACUGCCACCGCCUCCACCUCCUCCUCCACGGAGGCGGGGGCAGCGAUAGAUGAAAGCCGCGUCCUAGUGCAGCUCCUCAACGACGCGUUCGAGGACGACGAUCUGUCGAGCAAAGAGGAUGGCGACGACGACGUCGUGGGGGGUGCCGGGAUGAGCGGCGGCCAGGUGGCCGGAGUUUCGUACGUGGUGGGAGGACACAAAGCGAACGGCGUGAGAGAGCCACGCCGCCCACAGUGGGACGAUCAUGAUGUGCCAACGUUCAAGGGGGAGGUGCGGGAAGACAACACCGAGGCGAAGGGGCGCAGGUGCUGCAAAAUGAUGUGAUCACUACGCAGACUUUGUACGCCGUUUGUGUGCGCGUGUGUGACGACCCAAGGUGUGGCUCGGGCCGUAGAGCAGCCAGGGGGUUGUCAUUUGUGCGAUUGUGAGUUCACGUCCUGGACCGGUUGACAGAGCCCUCAUUGUCGCCGUUGUUCCCCACGGUUUGGAGAAUUGCCACCGCCACCUGGCAAAGCUGUACAAUGUCGCGUAAAGUUUCAACAUCGGUUGUAGCGUGGACCGGCUGGUCCCUUCUAGUGGAGUGUGAAACAACCCCCACUGCUGGCUCUCAGGAUAGCUAAUGAAGACGAGCAGUACCAAAACGCUCGUUUGAUUGUGCUGUGGUUCAAACUGCCCCGCGAAUGGAACUGAAUAUACAUUUUGUUCGCUAUAAUAUUUGUUUAUGAAUUUUUUUUUUUUUUAAAAAGCACACACAAAACCUAACUGUACAUUAUUCAAACAUGUAGCCUUACGUUGUAUUUGCUCUCGCGAGUUUCACAAAAUGUGCAUGCAGUCGCAAUUGCUGGCGGCGUAUCGAAUAGCAUCACAGACCAAUCAAAGCUGUGGACAGUGUUAAUGUAAACUCCGAAGUGUCGUCGUCACAUCGGCAGAUGCAUUAAAAGUCAAGGGUGCUACUUAGCUUCGAACAAAACAGCCUUUGGCCCGGCAUAGGGGGGGCGAUAAAUCUUGUGUUUAGUGACUCGAUGAGACCGUUGCCAACUUGCAUGUUUCAGGGACGCUUGGAGCAUCGCUUCAAAUGGUGCCGAGUCGUGAUCGACCGCUGCCCUGUUACGUUGCGACGUUGAGCACCCCCCCGUGAUGCGGGUCCCGGGGUGAAAUAACCCUCGUUGUGCUCGUUGGCACUGUGGGAAUAAACUCGGCCUGCUCGUAUUUACCUGCAGUGAAGUUAAAAUACUGUAAUCGGUGAGAAGAAAACAAAAAAACUGCUGACAAUGAUUGAAUGCCUAAGUUAUGCGUCGUUUUUGUGGGAUCAUGUAGUAAUUUGUAAUAUCGUAUAAGUCGGCCGUACACAGUCGUCGUGUGUUUAUUAAACUUGUGCUUCGAGUGUAGCGCACACUGAA
This is a messenger RNA of Petromyzon marinus (sea lamprey), 4791 nucleotides long. RefSeq lists its product as uncharacterized. Gene Ontology annotation, molecular function: protein binding; enzyme inhibitor activity; myosin phosphatase regulator activity. The record is from RefSeq and is a predicted model, not a curated record. Lineage: Eukaryota; Metazoa; Chordata; Hyperoartia; Petromyzontiformes; Petromyzontidae. Gene Ontology annotation, cellular component: cytoplasm.